AUGGCUAGCGUUCGCACAUUCCGCAAAGGCGUCGACCUGGUGGCCGCCAGAGCCUCCGUCCUCCACACACCCCGCGCCUCUAUCGGCUCCACACUUUUGCGGCGGGAGCUCUCCUCCUCCUCCGCGGUGCGCCCGACUGCCAAUGCCCGCGUGCCCAGCACCAGAGUCGUUGCGCCCGCUGCCAUUGCGCCUGUCCAGGCUCAAGCUGUGCGCUAUGCUUCUGGAUCCAGUGGCCCCCUCAGCAAGACCCAGCUCUAUGACUUGCACGAGGCGCACGGUGCCAAGAUGGUGCCUUUUGCCGGCUUCUCCAUGCCGCUGCAGUAUGCGGAUCUGAGCCAUGUGGAAAGCCAUAUGUGGACUCGUGAGAAGGCCAGUCUGUUUGAUGUCAGCCAUAUGGUGCAGCAUCACCUGAGCGGACCUGGCGCUCUCGAGCUGCUGAUGAAGAUCACUCCCUCGUCCCUGGACAAGUUGACGCCCAACACCUCCACUCUCUCCUGCCUCCUGGAAGAAGGCACCGGUGGUAUUCUCGACGACUGCGUCAUCACCCGCCGCGGCGAGGACUCUUUCUACUUCGUCACUAACGCCGGUCGCCGCACCGAGGACCUUGCCUUCCUGCAGUCCGAGAUCGAGGCUUACCGCUCCAAGAACGGCGCCGACAGCAUCAAGUGGGACAUCCUCGAAGACCGCGCUCUGGUCGCCCUUCAGGGUCCCUUGGCCGCUAAGGCACUGCAGCCGCUCAUCAAUUCCGCUUCCAUCGCAGAGACCGAUCUGAACACCCUCUACUUCGGCCAAUGCCGCGAGCUCCACAUCACCCUGGCUGACGGCACCGCCAGCCCCGAGCCUCUCCUCAUCUCCCGCACCGGUUACACUGGCGAAGACGGCUUCGAGAUCUCCAUUCCCACCUCCGCCUCCCAGACCCUACCCCAACAGGUCGUCGAGCUUCUCCUCGCCGACAAGAACAGCGUCCGUCUCGCCGGCCUGGCGGCCCGUGACUCCCUUCGUCUGGAGGCCGGCAUGUGCCUCUACGGCCACGACAUCUCCACCGCCCAGACUCCCCCCGACGCUGCCCUCGGCUGGAUCGUCGGCCGUGACCGUCGUGACCCUGCUACCGCCACCUUCCACGGCGCCUCCGUCAUCCUGCCCCUCCUCGCCAGCCCCAAAUCCCUCAAACAGCGCCGUGUCGGUCUGACUGUUGAGAAGGGCUCGCCUGCCCGCGAAGGUGCCAAGGUCGUCGACCUCUCUGACCCGGCUAACCCCGUCGAGGUCGGUGUCGUCACCUCCGGUCUGCCCAGCCCGUCUCUGGGCGGUGUUAACAUCGCCAUGGCGUAUGUGAAGAACGGCUUGCACAAGAAGGGUACUGAGUUGGGUGUUCAGGUUCGGAACAAGGUGCGCAAGGCUACUGUUACCGGCAUGCCUUGGGUUGAGAGCAAGUUCCACCGUCCUUCUUAG
Messenger RNA from Penicillium argentinense, 1449 nucleotides. RefSeq names its product glycine decarboxylase subunit T. The record is from RefSeq and is a predicted model, not a curated record. Lineage: Eukaryota; Fungi; Ascomycota; Eurotiomycetes; Eurotiales; Aspergillaceae. Gene Ontology annotation, biological process: glycine catabolic process. The transcript has 2 exons. The coding region runs from base 1 to 1449 and encodes 482 amino acids. Gene Ontology annotation, molecular function: aminomethyltransferase activity; protein binding. Gene Ontology annotation, cellular component: mitochondrion.